UUCCUCCGCCGAAAACAUCAAACCGCAGCGUGCGGCCGCGAGCGGAGCCGGGCUGCAGCCAUGGCAGAGGGCAGGGGCGGUGGAGCCGGGCUCUUCGCCAAGCAGGUCCAGAAACACUUCAGCCGGGCGCAGGAGAAGGUUUUGCAAAAAAUUGGGGGAAAACAGUGGAAACCAAAAGACGAGCAGUUUGAGCAAAGCGCCUACAACUUCCAGCUGCAGCAGAACGAAGGAAACAAACUCUACAAGGAGCUGAAGGGUUUCCUGGGUGCCGUGAGAGUGAUGCACGAGAGCUCCCGGAAAGUGGCCGAAACGCUGCAGGAGAUUUACAGCCCCGCCUGGGACGGCCACGAGGAGCUGAAAGCCAUCGCAGCUAGCAAUGACCUCCUGUGGGAUGACUACGAGGCAAAGCUGGCCGACCAAGCCUUGCGCCUGAUGGAGAACUACCUGGCCCAGUUUGGGGACUUUAAGGAGCGCAUUGCCAAGCGGGGCCGUAAGCUGGUGGACUACGACAGCGCCCGGCACCACCUGGAAGCUCUGCAAAGCGCCAAGAAGAAGGACGAGGCGAAAAUUGCCAAGGCCGAGGAGGAGUUUAACAAAGCCCAGGCGGUGUUCGAAGACCUGAACAGGGACUUGCGGGAGGAGCUGCCGGUUCUGUAUGGCAGCCGCAUUGCCUGCUACGUGACCAUCUUCCAGAACAUCUCCAACCUCCGUGACGUCUUCUACAAGGAGAUGAGCAAGCUCAACCGUGACCUCUACGAGGUGAUGAGCACACUGGACAAGCAGCACUCCAGCAAGGUCUUCAUCGUCAAAGGUGUCCCCAGCAAUCGGCGGUCGCUGGUCAUCUCCUCGCCGGUGAGCCCCCCGCCCGUGUUCCCCUGCCCGGGGAGGGCACUGGCCCGGGAGCCUGCGGUGGAAGCAGAGGAGGCGAUGGCAGAGUCCCCUGCGGUGGGUGAUGGUGCCACCGAUGCCAUCUCCAACGGGGAGCCGGGGGUCACCGUCCCUGGCCCACCCCCCGCUUCACCCGCCAGCGGUGGGUCCCUAUCGGAGACGGCGUCGAUCUCCAGCGAGGACCCCCCAGAGCCCGACCCCAGUCCCGAAGCACCGUCCCACGAGCCGGGGACACCGGUGACAUCCGCGGGGCCACAUGCCAAGUCCCCCACGGGCACCGAGAGCCGGGGUGCGGGGCCGGCGGGGGCUGCCAGCAGGGCGCCUGGGGGGGCAGAGGCCAUCGCCACCUCCCUGGCGUCGCUGAUUUUAUCCAAGGCCAUUGCCCAGGCUGCCGGCACCGCGCCACCGGAGCCGGGAAGAGCUGGGGUGGGGGCGAGCGAAGCCCCGGCCACCAUGGGGGACCCCCAUCAGCCAGAUGGCACGGCCACCGACGGCGGGGGGCAGGCACAGCCGGGGGGGUCACCACCCCCAGCCCCGGUCAGCCCCGGUGAUGUCCCCGGUCCAGCAGCGGUGUGCCCGGAGCCGUGCCCACGCGGCAGUGCCACCGAUGGGGACAGCGACUCCGAGGGCAGCGUGGAGGUGAUGGACAUCGAGCCGCAGGUGGCCAAAGCACAGGAACAAGGCUGCCAGGGGACGCCGGAGCAGGACGUGAGCCAGGACACCCCCCCAGCACCACCUCCCCCCAAGACCCCCUCGAGACCCUCACCCCACUGUGAGCGGGCACCCAGCGGUGCCACCAGAUCCCCUUUGUGUAACCGUCCCGCGCAUCCCACCCCCCAUCCUGUUGGAAAUAAAGGCUGAGAGAGCAGCGAGA
Messenger RNA from Falco peregrinus (peregrine falcon), 1762 nucleotides. It is a transcript of the gene BIN2, whose product is annotated as bridging integrator 2. Gene Ontology annotation, molecular function: phospholipid binding; protein binding. The transcript has 11 exons. The record is from RefSeq and is a predicted model, not a curated record. Gene Ontology annotation, cellular component: phagocytic cup; podosome; plasma membrane. Bases 61 to 1749 code for a protein of 562 amino acids. Gene Ontology annotation, biological process: phagocytosis, engulfment; plasma membrane tubulation; podosome assembly. NCBI's taxonomy places the organism in Eukaryota, Metazoa, Chordata, Aves, Falconiformes, Falconidae.